Molecule: messenger RNA, 2479 nt
Organism: Camellia sinensis
Lineage: Eukaryota; Viridiplantae; Streptophyta; Magnoliopsida; Ericales; Theaceae
Product: eukaryotic translation initiation factor-like protein
Molecular function (GO): mRNA binding; translation initiation factor activity
Source: RefSeq, a predicted model, not a curated record
GAGAGCUAACCUCGCCUCGCCUCCCCUCCCCUCCCCUUCCCUUCCCUUUUGCUUCUCUCUCUUCUCCAUCUUCCUUCCUUCCGCUAGAUUUCUAGAGAGAGAAACACCAAUUUCAGAGAGAGAGAGAGAGAGAGAGAGAGUAUGUCGAAGAAGAAGGUUUCGGGAAGCUCAACCACCAUGACGCUCAAGGACUUCCAUGGCGGUUCCAUACCAUCUGAUCUGCCUCUCCCUUCUGCUCCUGGAUUAAUCGUGAAGCCUUCAGACCGUCCCAGUUUCGAUCGCCAAGGGUCCUGGGGAAACCCUAAUUCAAGAUCCGAUCAUAGGUUGCGACCUGGGUCUGCUGGGGCAGUGAGAAACUUUGAUGAUAAGACCCCGUUUUUGAGCCCUAGUGCUCACAUUGGCCGGAAUUUUGAUGAGGAUGAGCGUAAACCUUUAGAUGGUGUGUCGGGUCCGCGUAGAAUGGUUAGUGAUGAGAGCAUUCGUGCAUUGCCUAUACGUACGGAGGUUAAACCCGUUUAUUCAUCCACUGGGAGAUUGCCCACUCAACAGAUUUCAUCUCCGGCAUCUCAAUUGUCUAGUGGUAGUGUGAGUUCAUAUGCUGGGAGGGUCGCUGAAACAACUAAUUUGGGAGGAAACUCUCAAAACUUUGGUGGAAACACUUCUUACUCGGCAAAAUUUUCUGAUGCAGCUAAUGUGGGUGUGAAUUUUUCACACACGGGUGGGAAUAGUGGGCAGGCUGUUUCUGGGAUGCAUCCAAAUGCGUGGGCAAUAAGGAAGGAGGCUGUGAGUACCACCGAGUCAUUGAAUACCAUGUGGUCUGGUCCGAAUGCUGCCUCUAAGCUAGCUCAUGCCAGUGCGCUUGAAAAGGUCUCUUCGGGGAGAUGGCAAUCUAAGCAAUCGAUCCAUCAUCCUCCAACGGAUGUUGAGGUCAUUAGACAUGCUGCAGUUGAGAGUGAAUUCCACUCCAAGGGUCAUUUGUACAACAAGAGCAGCUACCAUCCAAUGGAUGUGGCAGAUAGAGUGGAAUAUGAUGAUGCAAUGUUGGUAAGACAUGCUGAAAGGAGUUUGACUCUUGAUCAUGGGAUUCGAGGUGGUGGCAAGGAGCUGCCAACCUAUGAGCGAGCCAGGUCUCCUAUAUUCCCGGAAACAGUAGAGCGUAACACUCCUAGUUAUGUCGAGGGGGUUCACCCGGCUCGUAGUAAUGGCAAAUUCAGUGGGUCGGAGUUGCAAUCACCAGUGCCUUUAGAACAAGCAGAGCGUCCCAAGUUAAAACUACUUCCAAGAUCCAAGCCAUUGGAGGGUUUGGAACCACCUGUUGAUUACAAAAAGGGAUACCAGCAGACACACAAUUCUGAUCAUCUGGAAAAUGUUACUGAAUCCUAUGGAAAUGCAAAUCAUGCAAACACUGUGUUACCUGGAUCGGACAGUGGGAAUCGGGCAGUUGAACGCCCAAAACUGAAUUUAAAGCCGCGGUCUCAGCCUCUUGAACAAUCUCAAGGAAACAGUAAAAAUGAAAGAACCACUGUUUUUGGUGGUGCUCAACCUGCCAAUAGGGUCAAACAAGAUGUUCCGAGAACUGAAACAGUGCCAACACAUUCAACUCCUACGCGCUACAACGAAAAAGCUGAGAAUAAUCUCCUUGAUUAUAGGAUCAGAAAGAACAAUGAUAGGCGGGAUAACCAUGUCGACAUCGAGAGGACUGAUAUGCAGAGGAAGAACUGGCGAAGUGAUAAUUGGAGGAACAACAGGGAAACCGAGAAGCACCACCAUCACCACCAGCAGCUGCCACAGGAGAGGCCUUCUUCACCGGAGACAUGGCGCAAGCCAGCUGAGCAGCCAAAACCCUCCUCUCCCGAUAAUCCCAGUUUGCGUUAUGGGAAAGCAGCUUCGGCAGUUGAGCUGGCCCAGGCUUUCUCAAGAUCAGUAUCAGAUCCGAAAACAGCUAAAUAACGGAGCGGCUCAUUCCUGGCCGGGCCCAGAUACCUUUCUCUCGGCUGAUGGAUCCAACCUCGAGGCCUCAGAUUAAUGGUUACUAAUUUUUCAAAGUUAGACCAUCACUUGUGGGUUCAGUUGGUAGAAGUGAUGAGACAGUGAAAGAACUUGGGAUCAUCGAUCUCUUCCUUGAAGAUUGAGAUGAGUUGAUGUGGGUUGAUGGUGUGAAAACACAUGCUGAUGUGAUGAUGAGUGCAGGCACUUGAUUGUGUUUUGUUUUCUCCUGUAACGUAAUAUCAAAAUUUGGCGGUGAUUUGCCAGAUCGGGUGUUGCAUUCCCCCAAAUCUGAUGGCUACCCCUCCUCCACCAAGAAAAAGAUAAUAAAAAUAAAUAAAUACCCAUUUGUAUGUUUAACCAUCAGUAAUUGCCAUUAGAAAUUUCUCAUAUUCAUGAAGAGAUAAAAAGCCUAAUCGGCGUUUGCUUGCUGAAUUUUAAAACUGAGGCCUUGGUUAAGGUUUUUAUGAGAUUUUUGGCUGUUGUCUUCUCA